AUGGCGGCAAAUCGUCCAGAUGAGGUCGAUUUAAAUUUUGAAGAAAACAUUGUUAUUGGCAGGUCCAACAGACAAGAUGCUAAAUUUGAUACAAUUAUUGGUCAUUUAGAAGAUAUUAUUAUGGACGAGGAUGAAUUUCAACAAAUGGAAAGUGAUUUCAUGGAAAAGUACUAUAUGGAGUUUGAGAAUACCGAAGAGAAUAAGCUUAUCUAUACUGAUAUCUUUAAUGAAUAUGUUAGUACUAUUGAAAAAUACACAGAAGAAUCAUUACGAGCACGGAUGCCUAAUUUUUCAAUGAAAGAAUUUAUGAAGAUGUUACACACACCUAGUUUUACAUCUGUUUGUUGUCAUGGCGCUUUCAAUACUGCUUCAUUCGGAUAUUCUCGAUUAGAUGUAGUAAUACGUGCUAUAGUCUGCUUUUAA
Trichoplax adhaerens is the source of this 423-nucleotide messenger RNA. RefSeq lists its product as uncharacterized. The record is from RefSeq and is a predicted model, not a curated record. Gene Ontology annotation, cellular component: mitochondrial intermembrane space. NCBI's taxonomy places the organism in Eukaryota, Metazoa, Placozoa, Uniplacotomia, Trichoplacea, Trichoplacidae. Bases 1 to 423 code for a protein of 140 amino acids. The transcript is spliced from 7 exons. Gene Ontology annotation, biological process: maintenance of protein location in nucleus; positive regulation of tyrosine phosphorylation of STAT protein.